GUUCCUUUGAUUUUUUUAAGAAUCAGAAAAAGAAACUUGGUGGUCAAGAUCUCAUUAAUUGAAAUAAAUAAAAUACCCCUUUGGAUUUGUUAUUUUAUUUUAUUCCAUUUUUUUAUUUUUCCCAGUUGUAACGACAAGCUUUAUAAUAAUAAUAAUUAUUAUUAUUUUUAUGGUGUGCUUGCUUUUGUUGGUUAAUGCGAGGAAGGAAGGAAGGGAGGUUGCUUGAGUUUUGUUUGUGAAUUGUAAAGAAGGAAAGGAACUUUUGAGUACUAAUUGGAGGUGGGUUCUUGUUGGUUUGUGGAUUUCUUCAGUGUUUUGCUCUGAAAAUGGAGAGAGAUUUUCUGGGUCUGAGCUCAAAAGAAACAUUGCCUGUGGUCAAGGAAGAGAUGAAUAAUGAUAUUAACGGGUACAAAGAUUCAGGUUUCACGAACGGUGCAGUGGUAAAAUGGCCCUUCUUGAACAAAGUCUCUGUUCAUCCUCAUUUGAUGAUGUCUUUCAAUGCUCCUCAGGAUGAUAAGGCUAAAUUCAUGGUGUCUGAUUUGCUCGCUAAAAAACGUUUUUCCGGUGAACCACAGAAAUCUUUCAAUCAUGAUGGACAAGGUGGCAUUCAUUUUUCCCUGACUCCAUAUCAUGUGCAACAUGAUGUGAAUUCUGUGAAUCGCCCUCAUGAUGUAAAGAUGUUUUCAGUUCCCAAUCAAGCAAUUUCAGUUUCCAUGGCACACCCUUCCCUAAAGAAUCAUUUUGCAACUGUUGGUCAGAAUAUGAAUGGUGCUGGUGUGAAGCAACCACUACUUGGGGGAAUACCUGUUACAGUGCCUCAUGCAGUUCAUCCCAUUCUUCCUGUCGGUGGUGCUGUUGCUGGAUUGACUGAAACAUGUAACAGUGUGAAACCAUUUGUGUCUGCUCCCAAACUUACAAUCUUCUACGCGGGCACUGUGAAUGUCUUUGAUGAUAUCUCCCCUGAGAAGGCCCAAGCUAUCAUGCUGUUGGCUGGGAAUGGCUUAUCAGCUGCUUCUAACAUGGCACACACACAGUCCAAUGUUCCGGUGCACGGCUUGAAGUUGGCUGUAGGUGAUGGUGUGCAUGUAAGUCAACCCAUAAAUAUGCCACCCUGCUCUAGUCUUUCAAGUCCUUUAUCUGUUUCUUCACAUACUGGUACACAGUCAGGGAGUGGUUCAAGUAGCAAUGAUGACAAAGUUGAGACUCCAAAAGUUGUCAACGCGACCACAAUGUUACCCUCAGCUGUGCCACAGGCUCGCAAGGCAUCAUUGGCUCGAUUUUUGGAGAAGCGCAAGGAAAGGGUGAUGAAUGCAGCACCAUAUAACCUCAAACAAGACGUCUGAGAACGUGGCGUAGCUGAAUACAAUGGUUUCUCACAUCACUGCAAGUGCUGCUACUGAUGCAUUGUCAAACAAGCAAGGAUAGUAGGAACCCCUUCUUAUACAAGAGACUACUUCAUCAUAUAUUAGAGAAUAUUUGUUGUAACUUGUAAUAUAUAUAUAUGUGUUUUGUAUGCAGAUGAUUUUAUUUUUUACAAGUACAAACUAUGUUCAGUGCUAGGUAGGGCUUUACCUUGAUUAUUUUUGGUUUAGAGCUCUAUCAUAUUACUUGAAAGUGGAUGGAUUUUACCUUCCAACAGUACAGCAUUAGCAUAUAGACCACUAUGUAAUUGUAAUGCAACUGUAUCUGACAAUUUGGGAAUUAAAAGCAAGUUUAGAUAUUUAUAUUUA
Molecule: messenger RNA, 1730 nt
Organism: Cajanus cajan (pigeon pea)
Lineage: Eukaryota; Viridiplantae; Streptophyta; Magnoliopsida; Fabales; Fabaceae
Product: protein TIFY 6B
Biological process (GO): regulation of jasmonic acid mediated signaling pathway; regulation of defense response; response to wounding
Cellular component (GO): nucleus
Source: RefSeq, a predicted model, not a curated record